This is a messenger RNA of Erinaceus europaeus (western European hedgehog), 4115 nucleotides long. It is a transcript of the gene RNF145, whose product is annotated as ring finger protein 145. The coding region runs from base 711 to 2900 and encodes 729 amino acids. The transcript has 12 exons. NCBI's taxonomy places the organism in Eukaryota, Metazoa, Chordata, Mammalia, Eulipotyphla, Erinaceidae. Gene Ontology annotation, cellular component: endoplasmic reticulum; endomembrane system. The record is from RefSeq and is a predicted model, not a curated record. Gene Ontology annotation, molecular function: zinc ion binding; ubiquitin protein ligase activity.
AACGGGGGACUCAAACCCCACAGGGAGAGGGGGGGAGCCCCCGACACAAGCGAGAAGGACCGCAGGGAGAACGCCGCAUUUAAGCGCGGACAGCAGACCGGGGCGGGCGGCUGGAGCGACGGCGGCGGUGGGACAAGACGGGUCCGCAGCCAGCCGCCAGCCAUCUCGAUGAUAGCUGAGGAGUGGGUCCCCUGUCCCCACGGUGGCCUGUCCCCCGGGUGUCCCCGCGGGCAGCGCAUGGGGGGAGGUGGGCUAGGUGCCCUCACCUGCAGCGCCUCGGUGCCAGCAGCAGCGGACACAGGAACCGGCCGCAGGGGGACUCCAGUCGCCGGAAGUGGGAGGUGGGGAGAGGAACUGGCAACGGAACCGGAAGUCGGAGCUUUAAAACGGAAGCGCGCUGCGGGCUGAAUGGCCGCUCUGCUGGUCGCACUUGUGGGCAUCCUAAGCAGCCGCGGCCAAGGACAGUCUCUGCCGGGUGACGAAGGAGUCAAGUCUUUCCAGGAUCUAGACCGUCGCCCCGAUGUCCCUCGAACGGCGGCCGUUCCGGGCGUCUGCGCGUGCGCCGCAGGCUCCGAACACCCCAGGGGAGGGGAGGGCUUCGAUUGUGACGUCGCAGGUGUAGCCUCCGGGUGGAAGUCUGAGCUGCGUCCCGGCUGUGAACCGGCCACCCCAGAGAGCUGAGCUGUGCCCUGCGGAGGGAGUCAGGACUCAUGUGGCUCUAUCAUGUCGCGAAUGAAGCCCGAAAGACUGUGCACCACCUUUUUGCCUGCACUGGGGGCAGACGAUUCCAGUUGCCCUCUUCUUGGCAUGCCACUGAAAUCUGGAGGUCUCCAACGGGCUCCCCUCUUCUUCAUCUGCCUUUCAGAUCAGCUCCAAGAAAAAUCAUGGCUGCAAAGGAGAAACUGGAGGCAGUGUUAAAUGUGGCUCUGCGGGUACCCAGCAUCAUGCUUUUAGAUGUCCUGUACAGAUGGGAUGUUAGCUCCUUCUUCCAGCAGAUCCAAAGAAGUAGCCUCAGUAACAACCCUCUUUUCCAGUAUAAGUAUUUGGCACUUAAUAUGCAUUAUGUAGGUUAUAUCUUAAGUGUUGUGCUGCUAACUCUGCCCAGGCAGCACUUGGUUCAGCUGUACCUGUAUUUUCUGACUGCCCUGCUCCUCUAUGCUGGACAUCAAAUCUCCAGGGACUAUGUUAGGAGUGAACUGGAGUUCGCCUAUGAAGGGCCAAUGUACUUAGAACCUCUCUCCAUGAAUAGAUUUACUACAGCCUUGAUAGGUCAAUUGGUGGUGUGUACUUUAUGCUCCUGUGUCAUGAAAACAAAGCAGAUUUGGCUCUUCUCUGCCCAUAUGCUGCCUCUGUUGGCACGCCUCUGCCUGGUUCCUUUGGAGACCAUUGUCAUCAUCAACAAAUUUGCUAUGAUUUUUACUGGAUUGGAAGUUCUGUAUUUUCUUGGCUCUAACCUCUUAGUACCUUAUAACCUUGCUAAGUCUGCAUACAGAGAACUGGUUCAGGUAGUGGAGGUAUAUGGCCUUCUAGCCUUGGGAAUGUCCUUGUGGAAUCAGCUGGUGGUCCCUGUUCUUUUCAUGGUUUUUUGGCUCGUCUUAUUUGCUCUGCAGAUUUACUCCUAUUUUAGUACUCGAGAUCAGCCCGCCUCACGUGAAAGGCUGCUUUUCCUUUUCCUGACAAGUAUUGCUGAAUGCUGCAGCACUCCUUACUCCCUUUUGGGUCUGGUCUUCACCGUUUCUUUUGUGGCUCUGGGUGUCCUGACACUCUGCAAGUUUUACCUUCAGGGUUACCGAGCAUUCAUAAAUGACCCUGCCAUGAAUCGGGGCAUGACAGAAGGUGUUACGCUAUUGAUCCUGGCAGUGCAGACAGGCCUGAUUGAGUUGCAAGUGGUGCAUAGGGCUUUUCUGCUCAGCAUCAUCCUCUUCAUUGUGGUUGCGUCCAUCCUGCAGUCCAUGCUGGAGAUUGCAGACCCCAUUGUGCUGGCGCUUGGGGCUUCCAGAGACAAGAGUUUAUGGAAACACUUUCGUGCUGUGAGCCUUUGUUUAUUUUUACUGGUAUUCCCUGCUUAUAUGGCUUACAUGAUUUGCCAGUUUUUCCACAUGGAUUUUUGGCUCCUCAUCAUUAUUUCUAGUAGCAUUCUCACCUCUCUUCAGGUUUUGGGAACACUUUUUAUUUAUGUCUUAUUUAUGGUUGAGGAAUUCAGGAAAGAGCCAGUAGAGAAUAUGGAUGAUGUCAUCUAUUAUGUGAAUGGUACUUAUCGCCUGCUGGAAUUUCUCGUGGCCCUCUGUGUGGUGGCCUAUGGCGUCUCAGAGACCAUUUUUGGAGAGUGGACAGUCAUGGGUUCAAUGAUCAUCUUUAUCCAUUCCUACUAUAAUGUGUGGCUUCGGGCCCAGCUGGGGUGGAAGAGCUUCCUUCUCCGUAGGGAUGCUGUGAAUAAGAUUAAGUCACUACCCAUUGCUACAAAAGAGCAACUUGAAAAGCAUAAUGAUAUUUGUGCCAUCUGUUAUCAGGAUAUGAAAUCUGCUGUGAUCACUCCCUGCAGUCAUUUCUUCCAUGCAGGCUGUCUCAAGAAAUGGUUAUAUGUGCAGGAGACCUGCCCUCUGUGCCACUGCCACCUCAAAAACUCGCCCCAGCCCCCAGGGGUAGAAACUGAGCCAGGCCCCCCACCCCAAGCAGGCACAGAGCGAAAUGCUGUACUGCAGGAAGACUCUGAACCCCCAGACCAAGAGUGUCCUCCAGAGCCUGGGCUACAGGGAGGCUCUAGGGACAACAGUGAGUCUAUUAGCAAAACAGAAGAUAGCCAGGAAACUGGGGAUCACAGGGAACAUUGUCUGAGUGCAAAGGAUGCAGUCUGUCCGGCUGGGGUCAGUCUAGAGGAGAAGCAGCAACAGCCUGAGUGAUAUUAAGACACUGAGCCAAAGAAAUGCCAGGCAGGCAGCUUCUCACACUUGCUGUGAAUGUGUGAGUUGAUCAGGCAGGACGUGAAAUUCCGAGGCUCUCAUCCAGGACAUCCUCUCAGGGGGGACCACCCGCUUCCUCCCCUGACCUCGGGGGAGAGAUUCUGUGGUAUAUCUGAACAACAUGGACCUGGGCAGCUCUGCCGGUUUUCUGUAGAAGGUCACCAAGGAAACUCCACCUCAACAGCUUUAGAAAUGGCCCUGUAUGGUGAGGACCAAUAUACCAGACUCGAGUGUUUGCAAGAGGCUCCAGUAAGGAGACUAUGGAGCACAAGGACAGCCUGGGAGGAGGCAGGCAAGGGGGACCAGAUGUCUCCUAUCUGCAGGACAGGACCAUACUGGUCACAAAAUAUGGGUGGUGAUCAGCACUUCUCCCCACCCCAAUCCCCAAGUCAUCGGAACUCAGUCAGGUGAUUAUUGUUUUGUAUAGCACUGAAAUGAAAUCAAAGAUGUCUAAGCAUUGAUUGUAUCCCCAGAUUGAAGCACGCUCAGCCGUUGUUUGUGCUUUGGGCAGGGGGUGGGGGGGUGGGCAAGGGCUUGCGGGUAUGUUCAUGUAAUCUGAGACUCUUGACCUUUAUGAUGGAGUCUUCAAUACUUAGAUGUAUAUGAAACUUUUUGUUAAUAUAUAUACUGUGGUGGCUAUGUGAAGUAAACUAAAACUCUGAUGAACACUUUGGAGUUUACAUCAUUGGGUGAAACCAAAGUGGGAAGGGCUUUAGGGCACUGAUAGAGCCCCUCCAUGUACUUUUCAAUUUUGUGUAAUGUUUAAUUCUUGCAAUGGAAUCAAAACAGUGUUAAAUUAUGGCAAUAUUUGCACUUUGGGAAUGAGUACAUAACUGUAUGAUCACACUCUGCAAAUGCCAAUUUUAAAGCUGUUAAUAAUAGACUUUGCACCUUUGACAAGGAUGUGUCAUAUUUAAAUUUUUACAUUUAUCAUGGCUACAGGUAGAACUGGGGAGGGGGGUAUGUAAUUUUUUAUGGGAAUUUUGAUAUGAAAAGAAACUAGUCAUUUAUUUAUACAAUAGGCUUGACUCAAAAAGUGUUUUUCAGACUCGGUAUUCCUAACAUGGGAUGUGACUAUUUUAUUUUUAGUAGCAAAUUUGGAUGUAGACUGACAGACAUAGCUGAAUGUAUUAAUAAAUUUAAAUUUGAAGAUAA